Caenorhabditis remanei is the source of this 321-nucleotide messenger RNA. RefSeq lists its product as uncharacterized. Gene Ontology annotation, molecular function: DNA helicase activity. Bases 1 to 321 code for a protein of 106 amino acids. The record is from RefSeq and is a predicted model, not a curated record. NCBI's taxonomy places the organism in Eukaryota, Metazoa, Nematoda, Chromadorea, Rhabditida, Rhabditidae. The transcript has 3 exons. Gene Ontology annotation, biological process: telomere maintenance; DNA repair.
AUGCUUGACGCUCCAGGAGGUUGUGGAAAACCCACACUACUCAAAAUUCUCCGUCAAGACAUCAAUGAGUUCUUCCGAUCCGAUAAUGCCUGCUUGGUCACGGCUUUCACUUGUGGAGCAGCAUUCAAUGUUGGAGGGAAUACGCUUCACUCGACUCUCGGCAUUUCUCCAAAAACUGGAGAGGAAUUCAAACGAAUGAGCGAUUCUAUGAAAAAUCAUCUCACUGACCAACUGAGGGAUGUGAAGGUCUUCUUUAUUGAUGAAAUCAGCCAGUGUUGUCCUCUUCAACAAAAAGCAGGACUCAUACACAAAAGUGUCUAA